This is a messenger RNA of Homalodisca vitripennis (glassy-winged sharpshooter), 411 nucleotides long. RefSeq lists its product as uncharacterized. The transcript is spliced from 5 exons. Gene Ontology annotation, cellular component: membrane. The record is from RefSeq and is a predicted model, not a curated record. NCBI's taxonomy places the organism in Eukaryota, Metazoa, Arthropoda, Insecta, Hemiptera, Cicadellidae. Bases 1 to 411 code for a protein of 136 amino acids.
AUGGAUAUGUUUGGAUAUGGCUUUGUAGGAGACACAGAACUGACGGAGGAGGUGUUUGGAGUUAGACAAAGGGCGCUAAAGUCCCCCAUUGCCACUGAGAAUCCACUCUCUCGUCAAUAUGGAUUAGCCGAUUAUAAAGGAAUAAUUGGAACAGCUGCAAGUACGGCUUCUUUCAUUCUCCUUCUAUCUCCAUCGAUUCUCUGUUUGAAAAUAUGGAAGAACAAAUCUUCAAAGAAUGUUCCAUUCCCUCCACUAAUGGAAGCAAUGGCCAGGAGUAUCCUCAUGUUUCAGCAGGGACUUGUCAUGGGGGUUUGGCCAAUCGUUGUCACUCACUCCAUUGGUCUACUGCUCAACCUGUGUUAUUUAACAAUAUACCUCACCUUCACCAAAGAUAAGGGUGAAUCUGAUUGA